This is a messenger RNA of Populus trichocarpa (black cottonwood), 1793 nucleotides long. RefSeq names its product ethylene-responsive transcription factor ESR2. Gene Ontology annotation, molecular function: DNA-binding transcription factor activity; DNA binding. NCBI's taxonomy places the organism in Eukaryota, Viridiplantae, Streptophyta, Magnoliopsida, Malpighiales, Salicaceae. Bases 324 to 1577 code for a protein of 417 amino acids. The record is from RefSeq and is a predicted model, not a curated record. Gene Ontology annotation, biological process: regulation of DNA-templated transcription. The transcript has a single exon.
AUUAUCUAAAAAAUGACAAAUUAAAAGGAAAAAAAGGGGUCAGAGAGGAGACAGAUGAUCGUUUCUAUCUUUAACAUCAAUGUUUUUUUGUGCUGCACCAUGCAGCACGAUUGAGUUUCGUCACUUUCAAAUUUCAAGCUCCCCAUGUAUAUAUAUUUUAGAGCUAUCUCCAGCUAUAAAUACACUAUGCAAAUCCCGAAGUCCAGGUGUCAAACUGGAGAGUCUUGAAAUCGCCGACAUCACGCUCCUUCAUCCAUUCGAGCGGCUUGUUUUUCUUCUUCAAUUUCAUUUGUAAAGCACGCAUCUUCAAGCGUUCCUGAAGUAUGGAAGAAGCGCUUAGAAGGCUCGACGGAAUACCGAGCCAUACACUAGAAACCAUCCUACACGAACCCAUCAUCGCGGAUCUCCAGAAGAAAUCUGCACCUACCAACACGGCUAGCACCACAACAAACAAAAGGUCACUGAAAGAAAGUGGUGGGACUGGUGGGAACAUGAGGUACCGUGGCGUCCGCAGGAGGCCAUGGGGUCGUUAUGCAGCCGAGAUAAGGGAUCCUCAAUCUAAGGAACGGCGUUGGCUUGGCACUUUUGACACUGCUGAGGAAGCUGCUUGUGCCUAUGAUUAUGCAGCUCUAGCAAUGCGUGGUCUCAAGGCUCGGACUAAUUUCGUGUACCCAGAUGCUCAUUCUGCAACAGCUGACCCUGCUCAUAACUUGCUCCCUCCUUUUACUUUCUCAAAAUCAUCUCAUCAGCCCCCUCGCCCCUAUACUAUAUCCUCUUCAAAUUGCUCUUCUCUUGGUCACCCUCAUGUUGGUGACUUCUCUGCUGGUGGGUCUCCACCGCAUAGGAGUACUAGUGACAGUAUUGCUGGUACUUCUCUGAACAUGCUUUUUCUCCGUGAUUUCAUUCACUCCCCUUCAGGUUCGUCGUUUCAUAAUCAUCCCCAACCUUUUUCUGAUCACUCUCCAUGCAUCAAUGGGUCCUCCAAUUCUGAUCCCAGCAAUUUCUCUGGUGGUUAUUUGGUGAAUCCUUCUAUUAACACUAUUUCUAGUUCAUUUAAUAUCUCUUUAGCAGACUCAACUGUCACUACUCUACCGCACAUGGAGUUUCAUCAGAAUUAUAGAGCUCCUGGAGACCUGAAAAGGCCCGACGCUAAAGCUGAAGAGUUGGAAUUUUUUCCACAAGAACCAUCCGAUUCUGGUUUGUUGCAAGAGAUUAUUCAAGGGUUUUUCCCUAAACACUCCUCUGACAAGAUUGCGUCUUCAGAAAUCUCUGGAGAGUCAGUAGCUGCACAAACGUCUGAAAUAAUAUCUGUUAAUCAGUCACUAGAUGGGUCGAGAAGGGGCAUGAAGAAGUACUUCGUUAAAAAUGAGCACCAUGAUCCUUAUCUUGGUCAUCAAGGAAUAAGGUCGGGGCAGCUAAUUGAGGGUUGUUACAGUGGGGUUAGUUCUCAUGAACUUCCGCACUGUAAUGAGAUGUCAUUGAUCAAUCAUCAGAUGGGUCCGGACUCCAUCUUGGAUGACAUUUUUCAGUACCCAGAUCGUAUGAGUGCCUUUGCUGCCAGGUUCCAGAAUGUUUGAGGUCUUGUUUCGGUGCAACGUCUACAAGAUUUUUAGUUACUUAAUGUUUAGUUAUAGGACUUCAAUUCAAAAGAUUAUCUAGCUUAAGUUACCAUGAUUUCCUCUUGGAAAUUUUGUUAAAUUAAGCUGAUCAUUAUAUAUGUUAUAUAUCCUCUUAACUCUUGAAGUCUACCGGAACCGGGUUAUAAUGAAGUUAAUUUCGUGUUUUGUUUACAA